This is a messenger RNA of Camellia sinensis, 2167 nucleotides long. RefSeq names its product ALG6, ALG8 glycosyltransferase family. Gene Ontology annotation, cellular component: endoplasmic reticulum membrane. Gene Ontology annotation, biological process: dolichol-linked oligosaccharide biosynthetic process; protein N-linked glycosylation. The record is from RefSeq and is a predicted model, not a curated record. Gene Ontology annotation, molecular function: dolichyl pyrophosphate Man9GlcNAc2 alpha-1,3-glucosyltransferase activity. NCBI's taxonomy places the organism in Eukaryota, Viridiplantae, Streptophyta, Magnoliopsida, Ericales, Theaceae.
AUGUUUUUCAACUAUAUCACCCGAUCAUCCCUGCCUCUCUCCAUCUAUCGCCCAGAUCCCUGCAUCUCUGUCUCCGCCGAUCGUCCAUGCCUCUCUCUUCCCUCUGUUUUAUCUAUCUCUAAAUCCUAAACCCUUUAGAUCUCUAACUUCGAUCCUUCUUCUGAGAAACCCAAAACCCUUGAACUCGACUCCUUCAAAUCGUCUUUCUGUUGGAGAAGAUGAAGGCAAAGCACAAACAAACCCUAAGACGAAGCAGAUGAAGCCGAAACCCCUAAACCACAGAGGAAGCAAUCAGAUGAACCAGACGAAGCUUGAGAUUGCUGAAAUUGUCUGAAAUCCAUCACGCAUUUUGAAAUCCAGUCUUUAUUCAUGCUUUUGUCAGAAGAUUGAAUUUUCAGACUUUUUACCAGAAUAAAAUUGGUCAGAGAAACAAAUGGAGAAGAGGAAGGGAAUGAAAGCAUUGAAAGAGGAAGACAGAGACGAGGACAACAUAUGGUGGUGGUUGGUUCAUAGGGGUAUUGUUUCUUCAUUUAUUUGUAUCAGUGUGUUUGCACUGUUGGUAAGAGCUGCUGUAUCACUCCAUCCUUACUCUGGUGCUGGGAAGCCACCCAAGUAUGGGGACUUUGAAGCGCAAAGGCAUUGGAUGGAGAUCACCCUUAAUCUUCCAGCUGGUGACUGGUACCGGAAUAGCACCUCCAAUAAUUUGAGCUAUUGGGGACUUGACUACCCUCCCCUUACUGCCUACCAGAGUUAUGUUCAUGGUCUUUUCCUCAGAACCUUCCAUCCAGAUUCUGUUUCGCUUUAUGAUUCUCGUGGCCAUGAGUCCUAUUUUGGAAAGCUGCUCAUGAGGUGGACAGUUUUGUCCUCGGAUGCGCUGAUGUUCUUUCCCGCAGUUUUGUAUUUUGUUGUCGUGUACUACUCUGGUAGCCGCAGUGGACGUAAAAGUGAUGUGGCAUGGCAUAUUGCAAUGAUUUUGCUCAACCCAUGUCUGAUACUGAUUGAUCACGGUCAUUUUCAGUACAAUUGCAUUAGCUUAGGCCUUGCUGUUGGAGCUGCUGCGGCCAUCCUCUCUAACAAAGACCUAUUGGGUUCUGUCCUGUUCUGUCUUGCUCUCAAUCACAAGCAGAUGAGUGCCUAUUUUGCGCCUGCAUUUUUCAGUCAUCUUUUGGGUAAAUGCCUGAGGCAUCAGAAUCCACUUCUCAAGGUGACAAAACUGGGCUUGGUGGUCAUAGGUACAUUUGCCCUUGUUUGGUGGCCAUAUCUGCAGUCAGUGGAUGCAUUUUUGCAGGUUCUCUCCCGUCUAGCCCCAUUUGAAAGGGGUAUUUAUGAGGAUUAUGUGGCUAACUUUUGGUGCACCUCAUCAGUACUUAUAAAGUGGAAAAGAUUGCUCACAGUACCAUCUCUGAAGCUUCUCAGUUUUGGGGCAACUAUUUCUGCCUGUCUGCCAUCGAUGAUUCAACAAAUACGGGCUCCAAGCAACCAAGGCUUCCUGUAUGGGUUGCUCAAUAGUUCUCUCUCAUUCUAUUUAUUCUCAUACCAAGUGCAUGAGAAAUCUAUUCUGCUGCCGCUUAUACCUGUUAGCCUUUUGGCCGGGGACGAGCCUUUUCUUUUCAAGUGGAUGAUGCAUUAUGCUUUGCUCUCUAUGUUCCCGCUGCUGUGUCGUGAUGAAUUGAUUUUGCCUUACAUUUCCCUGUAUGUUCUCUUCAUCCUUCUUUACCAUGCACCUGCUGGAAGACAACAUACAAGAGAUGCACAAUCUCUUGCCAAUUUGAAAUCAUUCGUCAUGGCAUUUCUUGUUAUUUGCUCUCUUGUUCUUCAUAUUGUGUACUUGGCGUUGUGUCCUCCCGAGAAGUAUCCUUUCCUUUUUGAAGCUAUGAUUAUGCUCCUCUGCUUCUCCCAGUUUGUGUUCCUUGCUGGUUACGCCAACUUAAAGCAAUGGACGUUAUUGAAGGACUCUACUUCCGAAAAUAAAGAAAAGAAGUACCUUUGAUUUGUGUUGUUUCCAGGAUUACAUAGAUACCUAUCGGCAUUUUAUUUUCGAGAUAAUUGUUGAAAAAUCUAACUUAAGGAAGGUAUAAGGUAUUAGAUAUUAGAUUCAGUGAGUAAUUUUUUGUUGGUGAAAAGUUCACCUUUUGUGAAAUAGUUUGGUGAGAACUAUCUUUUCAAA